UGCGAAGAACUUUACAUUAUAUAUAGUAAAUUAUAUUAGAAAUAAUUACCAAUACAGUAAAAUAAUAUUUUAGUUAAAAUGACGCUGUCAAUGGGAGAAAUACUCAAAGAACUCGGGUGGUCAGACGGGUUUCAUAUUCCUGCAGCAAAUGAAGAAAAUAAAAAAUUGGAACAAGAGGUGGAGGAGAAGAUGAACCUGAAGGCCACGUACGCGGCGCGGCUGGCGGAGGUGUCGGAGCGCGUCGAGGCGCUCUCGGAGCACCUCAGGAACAUGGAGCAGGCGCACCAACAGAACCAGGGGCUGCUGACGGCGCAGUAUGCGCAGCUGCAGACGGAGGAGCACCUGGCGCGGCUGGCGCGCAACGAGCACGGCCGGCUCGGCCAGGAGCUGCGGCAGCUGGACAAGGCCUCGGCCGAGAUCGGCGAGCGCCACGCCGCCCUGCAGAAGGACGUGGCGCGCUACACGGACAAGCUGGAGAAGCUGAAGGCGAGCGUGAAGUGGGACGUGGACGCGCGGCUGGCCUGGGACGAAGCCGUGGUGCGCGGCGAGGACGACAACCUGGUGAUACUCCGGGCCAUCCGCGAGGACGACAGCGAGGCCAAGGAGCGGGAGCUCGAGCGGCAGCGGCUGACGGAGGACGUGCGGGCGCGCGAGCGGCUGCUGGCGGAGGCGGAGGAGCGCGCGAGGGAGAUGCGGCGCGUGCUGGACCACACGGCCGAGCUGUUCCGGAAGACGCACGCGGAGCGCCGCGACCUGCUGGCGCAGUGGGAGGACUCUGUGCGCGCCCUGCACCGCCGCGACCAGGACAUCUACUGCGCUGUGCAGGAGCUGGGCGAGCUGCAGGAGCGGGCGAAGGAGCGCGAGGCGGAGCGCGAGGAGCGCAGGCAGUUCCUGGACAACGAGGUGAACAACAACAAGGAGCUGGAGGCUCGUGCGGAGCAGGGCGCCAGGACGGCCGCGCGACUGCGUGAGGAGCUGGCAACCCUGCGCGCCGACGUGGCGCUGCUGGCCGGCGAGGAGCAGAAGAUGCAGCGCACCAUCGCGCAGACGGGCCACCAGCUCAACGACCAGCUGCGGGCCAACGCCCAGCUGCGGCAGGACAUCGCGAGGAAGCGCGACAACGCGGCACGCACCAAGGCAGCCAACGAGGAGCUGCGACGCAGGCUGGACGAGGUGGCCGGCAGCUCGUCGUCCGCCGCCGACCGCGUGCGCCAGCUCGAGGAGAUGAUCCAGGUGGAGGAGCGGACGGGACGCGUGCUGGAGCAGGACGUGGCCCGGCUCGGCGAGGCGCGCCUCCGGACGCAGGCGGAGCUGUCGGCGCUGCGGCGGGCCGGGGACGCCCUGCAGGUGGACCUGAAGGGCUGCGAGCUGGCCAAGGACUCUCUCCGGGCCCGCUCGCGCGACCUCUCCCACGAGCUGCAGCGCCACAAGGAGGUCACCUACAACCUGGACUUUGAGUGCCAGAAGCUGGAGUCGCGGCUGGCGCGCCUCUCGGGCCAAGGCCCGCCGGAGGACCAGGAGGCCAACCAGAGGAAGAUAGCUGAGCUGGAGGAGACGCUCGCGCUGAAGACGUCCACGCUCAACCUGGUCAAGACCCAGAUCGCGCGCCUCGAGAACAUGGAGCGGCAGCUGAGCGCGCGGCUGGGCGCGGACGGGGAGGAGCUGGCGCGGCUGGAGGGCCGGCUGCUGGAGCUGCGGGCGGCGCGGGAGGGCGGCCAGCGGCAGCUGCGCCAGCGCCGGGAGGCGGCGCAGGCGCGCCAGGUGGAGGAGAACCUGCUGCGGCUGCGCGUGCGCCAGGCGGAGGCGGCGGUGGCCCGCGAGGGGGAUCGCGUCUACGACCUGGAGCGCUACCGCCUCGAGAUGGAGGCCGCCAUGAAGGAGCGGCAGGUGGAGAUCGCGGCGCAGAAGGACGUGAUGCUAGCGCGGCGCCGCGGCCUGGCCGAGGAGCGGUCGCGGCUGCUGCGCGAGCAGGCCGAGUGGCGGGAGAAGAUCGCGCAGCUGCACGGCCGCUACGAGCUCACCGUGUCCACCUUCGGGCAGAGCGAGGACGGCGCGCAGCUGUCCGUCACCCAGGUCAUGCUCAAGAACGCCCAGGAGAAGUACGAGCUGCAGCAGCACGGCGACCGGCUGGACGCGCAGAUACAGCGCGCGGAGAAGGAGAUCCUGGCGCUGGAGAACACGCUGAAGGUGGUGAAUGCAGCGAACGACACCUACAAGAAGAGCCUGUCCCCGGUCGACGAGGACGGUCCGGAGAUGCGGAGGAAGGCCGAGCUGGAGGCGCAGCUGGCCGAGGCGACGGAGAAGCUGAGGCUCCACCGGACACAGCUCCAGGACCUGCGGACCACAGUCACGGACAUGGAGGGCUCGCUGGCGGAGGUGGAGCAGGCGGAGCAGCGGGCCCGGGAGCAGUUCGCGCGCAAGCAGCAGGAGCGCGACGAGCUGGAGGCCGUCCUGCGUGAGCAGCAGGUGAAGAUGGAGCGCGCCGCGCGCCAGGUGCGGCGCGCCACCCAGGAGCUCAGGGGCCACGCUGCCGGGCCCCCCACCCUCGAAGAGAGGGACAUAGAGACGCGCGAGCUGCAGGAGCAGAACCAGACGGCGCUGCAGCACCUGGCGCUGGUGGCCGGCCUCCACCUGGAGACGGCGCCCGUCAUCAAGCGCUACCUGGCGGACAGGGGCCUGGCGCUGCCCGCGCCGCGCCCGGCGCCCCCCGAGCCGCGCGCCGUGCCCAGCCCGCCGUCGGGCGGCCGCAGCAGCGCCUGCUCCAGCGCCCGCUCCACCGUGUCCCCGAGCGUCGUCACCCUCGACGCCGCCCGGCUGGAAGACUCCUGUUGCUCGACUGACUCCGAGUCCAAACCUGAGGGCUUCGGGCGGGAGAGUGACAGCAUUUCAGACCAUUGA
Bacillus rossius redtenbacheri is the source of this 2898-nucleotide messenger RNA. RefSeq names its product coiled-coil domain-containing protein 39 (gene Ccdc39). Bases 79 to 2898 code for a protein of 939 amino acids. Gene Ontology annotation, biological process: epithelial cilium movement involved in determination of left/right asymmetry; inner dynein arm assembly; cilium-dependent cell motility. The record is from RefSeq and is a predicted model, not a curated record. Lineage: Eukaryota; Metazoa; Arthropoda; Insecta; Phasmatodea; Bacillidae. Gene Ontology annotation, cellular component: axoneme. The transcript has 16 exons.